Gossypium raimondii (Peruvian cotton) is the source of this 732-nucleotide messenger RNA. RefSeq lists its product as uncharacterized. Gene Ontology annotation, molecular function: nucleic acid binding; RNA-DNA hybrid ribonuclease activity. NCBI's taxonomy places the organism in Eukaryota, Viridiplantae, Streptophyta, Magnoliopsida, Malvales, Malvaceae. The transcript is spliced from 3 exons. The record is from RefSeq and is a predicted model, not a curated record. Bases 1 to 732 code for a protein of 243 amino acids.
AUGGAAUUAGUCUUGGUAUCCCCGAGUGGAGAUCAUUACCCUAUGGCUAGCAAGUUGGACUUUGAUUACAUAAAUGAUAUGGUAGAAUAUGAAGCAUGUAUUAUGGGCAUUCGUGCAGCCAUUAAACGGAACAUCAAAAUGCUAAGAGUGUAUGGAGAUUCCGCAUUGGUAAUAUACCAACUCAAAGGGGAAUGGGAAACUAAAGACCGUAAGUUAAUCAGUUAUAGAAAGCUGGUCCUCGAAUUGGUUGAUGAGUUUGACGAUAUCACCUUCUGUUAUCUCCCACGGGAGGAAAACCAAAUGGCUGAUGCAUUGGCUACUCUGGCUUCGUUGAUUAAGGUGAACAGAUUUGAGGUAAUGAGGCCUAUUCAGAUGAGUAUCUAUGAAACCCCAACUCAUUGCUACAAUAUUGAGGAGGAGGGAAAAGAUGAUCAUCCUUGGUAUCAGAGUAUCCUACAGUAUGUGAAGAAUCAAGAGUACCACAGGCAAGCAACAGAGAACGACAAGAGAACUCUGAGAAGAAUAGCCAUUGAAUAUGUCUUAGAUGGGGAAGUGCUAUACAAAAGAGGGAAAGAUCAAGUACUGUUAAGAUGUGUGGAUGCCGUGGAAGCCAAGAAAAUUUUGGAGGAAGUUCAUGAGGGUUCUUUAUUGCUGCAGUUCAGCAUCGGUCUCCUCUCCGAUUUCCUCAUUACAGAAACACUCGAUAUUCUUUCAUGGCUCUUGCAAUGUUGA